AUGAGCACGUUAGAGGUCAGUCGUUGGCGUAGCUUUUUGUUUAGUGAGUCUAGUACGGCCUUUUGGGCCGGAGGUGCUGCAGGGGCUGUGUCAAGAACGGUGGUUUCGCCGUUUGAAAGAGUCAAGAUCUUAUUGCAGGUGCAGAGCUCUACCCAGGCAUAUAACCAGGGCAUUUUUGGUGCGGUCAAACAAAUCCAUACCGAAGAAGGAAUACCCGGGCUGCUGCGUGGAAAUGGACUCAAUUGCAUUCGGAUCUUUCCUUACAGCGCGGUGCAGUUUGUGGUGUACGAGUUUUGCAAGCGGCAGUGGUUCAAACUCAGAGAAUUCCCUCAAGACGGUCCACUACAGCUGUACGGAUGGCAAAGACUGACCAGCGGUGCUGCGUGUGGUUUUUGCAGCGUCCUGGCUACAUAUCCGCUGGAUUUGGUACGCACUCGUUUAUCAAUUCAAACAGCCAACUUGAAAAACCUCCAGUCUGCAGCUACCGCCAAGACCACCAUCGUUCGACCACCUGGCGUUUGGAGACUUCUGGUCACCACUUACACGCAAGAAGGUGGAAUUGCAGGUUUAUACCGUGGAUUUUGGCCCACUAGCAUUGGCGUGGUGCCAUACGUUAGUUUAAAUUUCACCGUUUACGAACAGCUUCGUGAGCUUAUCCCGACCGGAGUUGAUCCAACUUGGGCCACAAUUUACAAGUUGUCAAUUGGUGCUGUAAGUGGAGGUGUUGCCCAGACUAUCACGUACCCGUUCGAUCUGUUAAGACGACGUUUCCAGGUUCUCGCCAUGAACCAAAAUGCGUUGGGGUAUCGUUACACGGGCAUUCUCGAUGCUCUUCGAACCAUAGGACGGACCGAAGGGUUCAAAGGCUAUUACAAAGGGCUGACCGCUAAUUUAUUCAAAGUCGUUCCCUCUACUGCGGUCAGUUGGGUUGUCUACGAAGCUAUUCGCGAAUUAAUGACAGAUGCCUAA
Lachancea lanzarotensis is the source of this 969-nucleotide messenger RNA. It is a transcript of the gene MRX21, whose product is annotated as LALA0S10e03180g1_1. The record is from RefSeq and is a predicted model, not a curated record. The transcript has a single exon. The coding region runs from base 1 to 969 and encodes 322 amino acids. Gene Ontology annotation, biological process: transmembrane transport. NCBI's taxonomy places the organism in Eukaryota, Fungi, Ascomycota, Saccharomycetes, Saccharomycetales, Saccharomycetaceae.